Eriocheir sinensis (Chinese mitten crab) is the source of this 7903-nucleotide messenger RNA. Its product is annotated as forkhead box protein J1-B-like. The record is from RefSeq and is a predicted model, not a curated record. The coding region runs from base 668 to 2428 and encodes 586 amino acids. Lineage: Eukaryota; Metazoa; Arthropoda; Malacostraca; Decapoda; Varunidae. The transcript has 4 exons. Gene Ontology annotation, molecular function: DNA-binding transcription factor activity; sequence-specific DNA binding. Gene Ontology annotation, biological process: regulation of DNA-templated transcription.
AGCUGCAGGAAGCCGACUCGGCGGAGGGGCAUGGCACGAAAUUGAAGCAUGUUGGUGAAAACACACGCAAUCAAGAGGGAGCCGCAACAAUAUUGUGUGCGUGUGCGUAUGUGUGGGCGUGUGUGUGUGUAGCCUUCGCGGGGAAGCUCGGCGCUGGCACAUGCUUCGAAGUGACUGUAGAAAGUCCAGCCGAGACGUUUUACCGAAAGGUGGCGGCGGGAACGUGGGCGGAGGGUCGCUGUGAUGUACCGAGCUGCAGACGUGACGCGACAGUGAACCGACGAUGAAAAACUCUCCGCCUGCCACCCUCUGAAAGCCUUCCUCUUCCUUGGGACAAGUGACCCGCGUGUGACCGAUUUUGAGAUCGCUGGUUGUACUAAACUAGUCAGUACAAAACGUGACAGUGAGCCGAUGAUAAGAAACAGUCCUCGUCUGCCACAAGACAAGUAAAGCGUGAGUGGCUGGUCAUAGAUAGUUGUCAGUGUUAAACACAUCAAUACGAGACUGUCUUGCUGGUUGAAAAGGUGGUAUUCCGUCAUAACAAAUCUUACCCAUAAAGAUGCCUCCCACUGAACUCCGUGGGGCUGGAAGGGGCAUGUGAGAAACACCCACGGGUUGCCAUGUGUCUCGCAGAUUCGUCGGAGCGUUAGCAUUAGGAACGAUCUAAAUGUUCGGGAGCGGAGGGAGAGAGUGCGUGCAGGUGUUGUCCAGAAGCCAGGAGUCCCCGGCCAGGAUGCAGGGGCCAGCCCUUAGCCUGGCAGGGCAAGCUAAUACCACAGUGACCGUGUACACUCAAGGAUCCGCGGGCGACACCAACACUCAACACGACUCCUCCAUUGUUGGCACGGACAAAUGCAAUAGCCCUUACCUUCAGCAGAACAACAGCCCCUCACAAGGGUCUUACGCUGACAACAACGAUGGCCUCCCUAACUACGACCCUUCACGGUGCGCGACAAACAAGAGCAUGUGUGUACUAGGCGGGGGGGUCCUGAGGCACGCCAACGACAACACUCUAAGCAGCAGCGAUGACCUCACCUCUCUCACCUGGCUGCACUCCCUGGACAUGGGGGGCAUGGUGCCCCACCUGGCCACCCCUCCCACCCCCCCGGCGUCCCCACAGCCACACAACCCCCUGCUCACACACACUACACACAUGCCGCCCACGGACAGGAAGAGAAAGGUCGACGGUCAAGAAAAGCCGGACCGAAUCGACUACUCGCAGGACGGCAGCGCCAAGCCUCCGUACAGCUACGCGGCACUGAUUGGCAUGGCCAUGAAGGAGAACCAGAACAAGAUGACGCUCUCCGCCAUAUACAAGUGGAUCAAGGAGAACUUCGCCCUAGAGAGAGAGAGAGAGAGAGAGAGGCAAAACUCCAUCCGCCACAACCUGUCCCUGAACAAGUGUUUCCUCAAGGUGCCUCGUAGUAAGGACGAGCCAGGCAAGGGAGGCUUCUGGAGGCUCGACCCCGAAUACGCGGAUUCGCUUGUGGAUGGCGUGUUCAAGAAACGAAGACCCACACGACCCACUCUGCCACCUCCCUCAAAGUCCAAAAAGCACAGGAGACUCCCAUGUCACUCAUCACAGCAACAACAUCUCCACCAACAGCAGCAACAGCAGCAGCAACAACAGCAGCAGCAACAACAACAAGAACAGCAGCAGCUACAACACCAACAGCAGCACCUGGGGGUUAAAGUGUUGCUGCAGCAGCCCCACACAGCCUUCAUGCCGCCCCCCACCAACAAGCCGCCGCCACCGCACGCAACGCUUUAUAUUGGGCAGGACGGCAUAGAGGUGGACAGAGAAACAGGUGAGAGCACAAGCAGCCUGAAGGAUGAGCUUGUAUGGUCCACAAUACUGGGUGAGGAAGUAAAUGACGAUGCAUGGCCGUGCCGUACCCAAGAGCUGGUGACAGACCUAAGCCAGACUGGCGACCCCUCAACCUACCCCACCACCCUCACACCCUCACACCACCACCACCACCACCAUGACCUGUCUCAGCAACACAUGGAUUUCAGUGAUCAUGUCAGCCAGCACCACCACCACCAAGUAAUCACCAUCACAACUUCAACCACACCUUCGUUGCCAUCCUUGGAGCUCAGCCCAGCCUCCUUAGGGGUCGAGGAAGACCUCUUCACUAGUCCAGACUGUUCUGAGGCUUCAAAUGAUGAUGCAGACUCCCUCACAUCUUCUCUUGAAAUCAAUAAUGAGGGAAGCUGGAGUAAAGGGGUUUAUGAAGAACUUCCGUCCAUGAACACCUUUUGCAAUAGUUUAACACAACUCAGGCCCUUGGAACCUUCCACAGCUCCUGUGCUGGUUCAAGAUGCUCAUGCUUGGGGUCCUGACACUAACUGGGAUGAAGCCAAGACUUUAUCCUUACUUGAUGCCAAUCUUGACUUAGAAAACCUAAUAGACCUUGAUGUACUGUAAUGAUUUAGUCUGUAUUGUAGUCUAAAUUCAAGAUGGUUACAUCUCUAAUUUCACUAGGUUUUGGUAUUGUCAUUAUUUUCACCUUAAAUAAAAGAUUAAGCAAUCACAACAUACCAUGGGCAAUCUUCUUAAGUGCAAUAUAUAAUAAAUUAUUACUCAAGAUUACUUUUUAUAACAGUGGAUAAAUAAUUUUGAUAUUGUUUUGUGUUGACCAAACAUUUUGGAUGCACAGCUUAAAAUUAUUUUUUCAUCCAUAUUUAACUUCAAUAAUAAAUUUGGUAGUUAUUGCUGUGAUUACUUACUUAAGUUCAAGACUGCAAACUUGUUGUAUUAUACAUGUAUGAGUAUAAUAAUUUAUUGUAGUGAUAGAAUUAGAAUUUUAUGAGACAAAGGCAAAAAUUGUUCUCAAUUUAUGUAAACCUAUUACCCUAGGGUGUGGAGAUAAUAUACAAAAAAGCAUACAUACAUGGUAACAUGAAGGAAAUGGGAGUAGGUAGUCUAGUCAAUACAGCAUUAUGUAUAUCAAAACUGAUGCUCAUAUGGAGUCCUGAAUUCACUGUGCCAUAGCUUGGUUAAAAUGUGAAUACAACUAAUUUUCUAGGAACUAACAUUUUACUCACUUUGCACAACAAAGAACAUUAGCAUGUAUGGUAUUCAGAGUACAGUCAGCAAUUAUGUAAUACAUAUAUAUAAUUUCUUUGAACAUUGUAGGAAAUUAAGAAAAAAUAGAUAACAACCCUAGAUUGUAUUUAUGAACUUUACAUAUCACUGCAUGACGAGUGACAAUAAAAUAUUGCUCAUCUGUCAUUUCAGAAGUACUGAAGCUGACCUUUAAUACUUCAUAUAAAAGUUAAUCCUUAUGUUGUACUGAAGCUGACCUUUGAUACUUCAAAUUUAAUUAUGUUAAGUUCCUUUUUGCCCAAGUGUGCUUGUAAAUACUAGUCAUAUUUACUGUAGACAUAGCACUGUACUUAUCUAGUCACACUUCCUAAGUAAACACACCUUAACAUUUACAAAAUAUGAAUAUUGUAUCAUAUAAAUGUAUUUCUAUGCCGUUUUCGUAUAUUAUUUUCUGUAUUUACUCGUAUGAUCAGCAUUGUGGUUGUUGUCCAAUUUUCUCUCCCAUGCUGAGAUGCCCUAACCCUACAUUCCGUCCAGAUUGUCAACUAGGUCCAACAAGAGAACCUUAAGUUUUCUUCCAUCGGUACCUAGAUCGUGUGCCUGUGAGUUUGUAAGAUGAUGUAAUGUACCUGCUUCUAGGAGAAAAAUGGAUCCCUCUGAAUGUAUCUUAUUUCAGGAAAAUGCUUUUCUUAUGUUUGCAAAAUGAAUUUUUACCCUUGAUUUAUGAUAAUUCACCUAAAGCAAGGCUGUAAAGGUUGGAAUCAGAAAUAGAUUACAAAUAAAUAAUGAAACAAAAUCACUGAUACAAUGUAAAAACUUAUAUCUUUGGAUAAGUAUGAACCAUUCAUAAAAUUAAUUAUCAUAAUGAGAAAAUGUGUCUAAAAUUCAUGACUUGAACUUUCCCCUAAGUAAUCAAUCAACCUGAUUUUCUUUAUUUGAUUAGUGUAUUCCAAGUAUAUCCUGUUUAAGAGAAAGCUUCAUGACAUAAGUUUUUCCAAGCCAUCAAUCUAGCACUGUGGUAAGAUUCUUUAAAUCUUGUGGUGGAAAGAUUUAAAUGUGAGGAUGCCAUUAUGAAGUAUGAACAUAAACUGGUCAGUAAGUGUUGAUCCAUUUUGUUGCCGAGACAAAAAAAAAAUACACCUAUUCAGUUAUCUCUAGAAUAAAUGAAGAAUGGAUGUGUAUGUAAGGAAGCUUCGUGAUAAUUUCUUUAAACUGCAAAUAUUACUUACUACAUGAGUGAGCAUAGCUGUAGAAGCAAAAUUUUAGUGACAGAAGCACCAUUAAUACUAUCUGACACUCAUAACUCAUGUCAUUGAAAACUAUAUUAGAAUCUGUUAAAUCAACAUAUAUAAUGUAACAUAAGCCUUUAUAUUAUCAACUUAGAUUUUGCAAUAUUUUAGCAUGGUGUGAUAAUAUUCCUUUUCAAAUACUAGAGGUCAAAACUUUAAACAUAUGUAAUGGUUACAACUCUCUCUCUCUCUCUCUCUCUCUCUCUCACACACACACACACACACACACAAACACAUAUGCUUCAUAAAUGGACACAUUUACAAACGUUGUUAUACAGGGGGCAGUAUAUCGCUCUUCACACCAUUUUCCUCGAAAAAAAAAAAUGUGUGCAGUGCAGCAGUGAAGUUCAUGGCUUUUUAGUCUUAUUCUAAAUUAGUGUUGAAAUUAUUUACGCUUUGCUGUUGUACCUCUACUUUUUUUUGUAUAUUUAAAAAUAUGUCUUCAUUUCCUAGUGUAAAGAGUAUUCUAAUGGCUUCCACACAUAAAACUGCAUUUGUCUGAUAAUACUACAAGAAAAGUUCAGUGUUGGAGAUGAAGCUUCAGCUUCUAUGGAAAUGCGGAGGAGAAACACAUCAUUAACCUUUGAUGGAUUAGUACAAAUAAAUGUAGUAAUAUUUUACAUCAGUCAUGGGAAAAGAAACAUUUUCAGAAAAUCAUGAAAGAAAAACAAAAUGUCACAAACAUGAAUUAGUGAGUGGUGAAUAUUGGACAAUAUAUAACCAGUAUUACAUGCCUUGCUCCUUAAUCUUGGCACAGUCUAGCAUCAAGCAGCUAACCAUCUGCAAGGAAUGAAUAUUAUCCCCAACUCUUUAAUUAGACUGUCAUUUUCAUCAUGAAAAUACUAAAAUACUCUUAUCCUUCCAAAUACUAAUCAUUACUAAAAGCAUCAUAUCAGUGGAUUAAAGUUUAUAAUUUUUAAUAUUGAUUAAUUCAGUGUGUUUGAGACUAAAAAAAUUUGAGCCCAGAAAGCUACUGGGAGCACACUCAGAUGUGGCAAUCUUACCCACAAAACCACAAACCCUGAAACAAAAGAAAGCAGAAAAUUAAUGCAAAUGCACAAUAAAUAAGAGGUCCAUUUUUCUGUCAUAUUCAGUACAUAAGAAUUUCAGAGCAAGUAGCAUUUAGUGUAUGAAUUCCUUGUGAGAGUAAGGUACUACUGAUGGAUUUAUUGUGAAAACUGGGAGGGGUUGAAAUAAAUGGCACAAUUUUGCCUUUUCCUAUCUGUCACUGUUUGAAUAGUCCCCAACUUCUCUGGUGUUUUUGUUUGUGUAUUUUUCUAACUUAAUUAAAAUGUACUCUACAACACUUCUGGGCAGUUUAAGACUAUCAUGCCCAGAAUAACUACCUGCUGUCCCUCACCCGUAAAGAGGAUUGGGAGUGGAAAAAAAUGGCUACAGAUGUUAAUUCUGGCCCAGUUUGCUACCUCUACUAUAUAAAGAUUCCUCAUAUCUGUCUGUCUGUCAUUCCACUUUCCAGUUCAUACAUGGGCUGGGAAAAUUAAAAAAGAUGACUGUCCUGCUCCAGAAGAGGAAGAAAUCACACUCAUGAACUUUACUAUUUGACAAAAGUGGAUGUCAACCUUUGGUACAAGACAUGAGUAGGACAUGGUGAACAAUUUGUUCACCACCCCUGACUGCCAACCACUGCAGCCAUACCCACAGUCCCUACAGACAGAACCUGGACUGACUAUUCUCUCCAAGAGUUCCAUGCCACAUACACUUCCUGGAUGAACCUGCAAUACCCUAACAAGAACAUGGUUUUGGACAGAAUUUUCACACUAAGAUCUCCAAAUGGGCCAACAACACAAUGAAAAAGGCCCCUAAGACUGAAAUCUGUACCUUCUUUAUGAUGAACAAAAAGGAAAUUGCCAAGUGUGCCACAGAUGGCAAUUACUGUGCUGCAGAUAAUGCUGCAGAAGUGUGGUGCCACAUGACCUCUCCUGGAAAUGUGGAUUGAAACAUCUGGUGUGUGGCCAUUGAACAGGAGAAGACCUUGCCUUGCUCAAGUUGAUGUGCCACUGUAAAUUACUUUGAACAUAAACUAUGAGUUUAUAAUAUCUUAUUAUUACAAUGCUGUCACACUCUGCAUCUUCUGUGACAACUGGGGGUCUGAAUAAGAACCUUCUCGUGCUUCUGAUGGUAUUUCAGAAGGUGCAUUCCCAUCUCCUUUCCAUGUUUCAGUUUGUAUUCAUUAAGAGUGGACACUCCUGCCUCCCUUGCAAUAGGACCUUCGGAUUAAUCAAAAAAGCUCUCGAUGUGCCCACAUGCUGAAUGUUCAGAAGACUACUUGGAUACCAUUGCAACCUCCAUCAGGAAGAUAUUUCUAACUGUGGUCAUAGUGUGAGGACUCUUUUGGAUGUCUGCAGCCUCCUGCAGAAUGUCGCCGAGCAUAGAGCCCAGGUGUUCUCACAGGCAUGCCAGCUUGCUGUGGAUACCAGUUACCUGAAGGGCUACAUCCCGAAAAUCAACUACACUCUGGACAAUGACCCAUCAGUAACAUUAAUGAAAGACUUCCUGAUGAAGGAGAGAAGGAGGUGGACCAGGACUAAGUUGGACAUCUCUAGAGUAGUACUCACACCAAAAUACCGAUGAGAGGGUCCUUCUGGAGGCAAAGGUCGACAGUCUUCAAAGUCUUUUGCUAGUAUUAGAGAGAAAUGCCGGGUAUUGGCACUCGAGACUGUUAAUAAAACAGAACCAUCUCCAAUAGGGAGGCAAGGAAGGUGAAGCCUUCCAGGCAGAGAGAGGAGACGUGGGCUGUACCAUAUUAGAUUACCUCUCAUCAUAUCCUUCUGACCUAUAGUGCCACCUCACACCUUACCCUGCCAGCCUUCAACAACAGACAACUUGUACCUCUUAUGGAGUGCUUUACAGAGGAUAAUCCAACAAGCUUUCCAGUGUGAGGUGAAAGUAGACAUUACUCUCCAGUAUAUAAUGGUUAGCAUGCCUAGCUAUGUGGUCUAGUGGUCAGCGUUCCUGGCUACCACUCCGCAGGUCCAGGUUUGAAUCCCAGCCCAGGAAGUUGGCAUGCAGAUCACUCAGCUGUUUAUUCUACCUUUCAGGCUGGUUGAUAAAUGGGUACCUGGGGAAACCUUGGGAAGAUAAACUGUGGCAAUCCCAAAUUUCACACUGGUUCAUGUCCUGAGGUGCUUGGUUGUUACCUACCACAGGCUCAAAGGGCCAACGGAUCAGAGGUGAGCACCGCAGCCACACGCAGCAACAUGCACUAACCUUUACCUACCCUAGCUAUGAAGCUACGGGACUGGGUUCAGCUCCCAGCCUGGACAGCCGAAGCACAGCCAACCUACAUCUUAACCCUCCCUUUCUGGCAUGACAAUAAAUGGGUACCAGAGGAAACCUGGGGAAAAUAAAAUGUGGGCUCUCACCCACAAGCUCAAAGGCAAAUGGGACAGAGAUGAGCACCAAGCCACACACAACUAUUUAGCAUGUGCUCCCAACUUUACCUUUACCAAUCAAUUUAUCUACCAUUCCAUCUACAUAUCACCCUCUCUAUAUAUAAUUUAUAUCUGUAUCUAUCUACCUAUCUAUCAUUGUCUCACUCUCUCUC